Apaloderma vittatum (bar-tailed trogon) is the source of this 1480-nucleotide messenger RNA. RefSeq names its product embryonic ectoderm development (gene EED). Gene Ontology annotation, cellular component: ESC/E(Z) complex. The record is from RefSeq and is a predicted model, not a curated record. Gene Ontology annotation, biological process: negative regulation of transcription by RNA polymerase II. NCBI's taxonomy places the organism in Eukaryota, Metazoa, Chordata, Aves, Trogoniformes, Trogonidae. The transcript has 12 exons. The coding region runs from base 1 to 1278 and encodes 425 amino acids. Gene Ontology annotation, molecular function: nucleosome binding; protein binding.
AUGCUGGUUGCAAAUUUGUCAGUUAUGUUACAGUUGCAGAUACCUGGUAGAGUUGCGCUGUACCAGGAUGAUGCCGUUAGCAUUGAAAGCGGGACCAACACCGAACGCCCUGAUACACCAACAAACACUCCUAAUGCUCCAGGAAGAAAAAGCUGGGGGAAAGGAAAGUGGAAGUCAAAGAAGUGCAAAUAUUCCUUCAAAUGUGUAAAUAGCCUAAAGGAGGACCAUGGUCAGCCUUUGUUUGGAGUCCAGUUUAACUGGCACAGUAAAGAAGGUGAUCCUCUCGUUUUUGCCACUGUAGGCAGCAACAGAGUUACUUUAUAUGAAUGUCAUUCCCAAGGUGAAAUCCGUCUGUUGCAGUCCUAUGUGGAUGCUGAUGCAGAUGAAAAUUUCUAUACCUGUGCGUGGACGUAUGACAGCAAUACAAGCCAUCCUCUUCUGGCUGUGGCAGGCUCCAGGGGUAUUAUCAGGAUAAUUAAUCCUAUUACAAUGCAGUGCAUAAAGCACUACGUGGGCCAUGGGAAUGCAAUCAAUGAACUGAAAUUCCAUCCAAGAGAUCCAAAUCUUCUUUUAUCUGUAAGCAAAGAUCAUGCAUUGAGACUGUGGAACAUCCAGACAGACACGCUGGUUGCAAUAUUUGGAGGAGUAGAAGGGCACAGGGAUGAGGUGUUAAGUGCAGAUUAUGAUCUUCUUGGUGAAAAAAUCAUGUCCUGUGGGAUGGAUCACUCUCUAAAACUUUGGAGAAUUAAUUCCAAGAGAAUGAUAAAUGCCAUCAAAGAGUCCUAUGAGUACAACCCAAAUAAAACCAACAGGCCUUUUAUUUCCCAGAAAAUUCACUUUCCUGACUUCUCUACGAGAGACAUACAUAGGAACUACGUUGACUGUGUACGAUGGUUGGGAGAUCUAAUUCUUUCCAAGUCUUGUGAAAAUGCCAUCGUGUGCUGGAAACCUGGCAAAAUGGAAGAUGAUAUAGAUAAAAUCAAGCCCAGUGAGUCCAAUGUGACCAUACUUGGGAGAUUUGAUUACAGCCAGUGUGAUAUAUGGUACAUGAGGUUUUCAAUGGAUUUCUGGCAAAAGAUGCUUGCCCUGGGCAAUCAGGUUGGCAAACUUUAUGUUUGGGAUUUAGAAAUAGAGGAUCCUCAUAAAGCCAAGUGUACGACUCUUACUCAUCCUAAAUGUGUUGCUGCCAUUCGACAAACCAGUUUUAGCAGGGAUAGCAGUAUCCUUAUAGCCGUGUGUGAUGAUGCCAGUAUCUGGCGCUGGGACAGACUACGAUAAAUUACUUUUUCUUAAUUCAAAGUAGAAAAUAUAUUUUCAAAUUAUAAUAUAGUCUGUUAACUCGCUAGUACGGUAGAUGGAUUUAGUGUAGACUUUCUCAACGGUUCGGCGGGCUGGAGCUGAACUUAGUGAUGUUUACAUUCUGAGUAUUGUUCUGCUUGAAAUUGCUGCUUUUAAUAAAAAGAAGUAUUUUUGUAAAGUU